ACACACACAAGGCUGCGGCACACGCCUACGCUCUUUCGAGACAGCUAGAGAGUGAUCGAGAUGAAGGUGGAGGUGGUGGACUCGACGCUGGUGGCGCCGAGCGAGGAGACGCCGCGGCUGGGGCUGUGGCUCUCCAACCUCGACCUGGCCGUGCCUAAGACGCACACGCCGCUGGUCUACUACUACCCGGCCCCGACGCCGCCAGCGCCGGACGGCGCAGACGGCGAGGACUUCUUCUCGCCGGACCGGAUCAGGGAGGCGCUUGCCAAGGCUCUGGUGCUCUUCUACCCGCUGGCCGGGCGGCUCGGCGUGGACGAAGGCGGUCGGCUGCAGAUAGACUGCAACGGCGAGGGCGCGCUCUUCGUCGUCGCAAGGGCUGAUUGCACCGGGGAGGACCUCUUCGGUAGUAACUACGAGCCCUCGCCGGAGAUCAGGCGCAUGUUCGUGCCGUUCGCGCCGUCCGGCGACCCGCCCUGCCUUAUGGCUAUGUUUCAGGUGACCUUCCUCAAGUGCGGCGGAGUGGUGCUGGGUACCGGAAUCCACCACGUGACCAUGGACGGCGUGGGCGCGUUCCACUUCAUCCAGACGUGGACGGGGCUGGCGCGCGGCCUCGCCGUCCCCGACGCGUGCCCAUCGCCGCCGUUCCACGACCGCACGCUCCUCCGCCCGCGGUCGCCGCCGCACGCCGACUUCGACCACCCGGUCUACUCCCCGGCGUACCUCAACGGCCUCCCGCGCCCCUUCGUGACCCGCGUCUACUCUAUAUCUACCAAGCUCCUCGCCGACCUCAAGUCCCGGUGCACGCCCGGCGUGUCCACCUACGGCGCCGUCACCGCGCACCUCUGGCGCUGCAUGUGCGUCGCCCGCGGCCUCGCGCCGGACUCCGAAACCCGCCUCCGCGUGCCGGCCAACAUCCGCCACCGCCUCCGCCCGCCGCUCCCGCGCCAGUUCUUCGGAAACGCCAUCGUGCGGGACCUCGUCACCGUCAAGGUGGGCGACGUCCUCGCCCAGCCGCUGGGGUUCGUGGCCGACACCAUCAGGAAGGCCGUGGAGCACGUCGACGACGCGUACGUGCGCUCCGUGGUCGACUACCUGGAGCUGGAGUCCGAGAAGGGCAGCCAGGCGGCGCGCGGGCAGCUCAUGCCGGAGUCCGACCUGUGGGUGGUCAGCUGGCUGGGGAUGCCCAUGUACGACGCCGACUUCGGCUGGGGCGCGCCCAAGUUCGUCGCGCCCGCGCAGAUGUUCGGCAGCGGCACGGCCUACGUCACGCAGCGCGCCCACAGGGACGACGGCAUAGCCGUGCUGUUCGCGCUCGAGCCCGAGUAUCUCAAGUGCUUCGAGGACGUCUUCUACGGGGAGUGACCACACCCGUUGGUUCUUCGCUGUAUCGAUCAGCCUCAUUCUGUAUCUAGCGUUUACUCCUGUAUUUGGUGAAUGUGUAUGUAUCACGUCGAUCCGGUCGGUAUUCGUUUGGGGUUUCCGGUCUAUACCUGUAUUUUUCUUGAAUGUGAAUCGAGGUCUAGAGGAUGCAGAAACUUCAUGGGCCAAUUUGGUUCCUAAAAGUUUGAUAGAGCAUAUUAAUCGCUCAUUUAGGUUUUUCUAAGGCGGUAUCGACAGCAUUUUGGUGAAUUUGAAUAGUUUGUAUCAGGAAAUAAAGUGCGGUUUUUGUUGAAAAAUAACACGACAAAGGUAUGUUUUUGGUUUU
Molecule: messenger RNA, 1705 nt
Organism: Lolium rigidum
Lineage: Eukaryota; Viridiplantae; Streptophyta; Magnoliopsida; Poales; Poaceae
Product: putrescine hydroxycinnamoyltransferase 1-like
Exons: 2
Coding region: 61-1362 (433 amino acids)
Molecular function (GO): acyltransferase activity, transferring groups other than amino-acyl groups
Source: RefSeq, a predicted model, not a curated record